Hyposmocoma kahamanoa is the source of this 563-nucleotide messenger RNA. RefSeq names its product ribonuclease P/MRP protein subunit POP5 (gene Pop5). Lineage: Eukaryota; Metazoa; Arthropoda; Insecta; Lepidoptera; Cosmopterigidae. The transcript is spliced from 2 exons. Gene Ontology annotation, molecular function: ribonuclease P RNA binding. The record is from RefSeq and is a predicted model, not a curated record. The coding region runs from base 25 to 495 and encodes 156 amino acids. Gene Ontology annotation, biological process: tRNA 5'-leader removal. Gene Ontology annotation, cellular component: ribonuclease P complex.
AGAAAUAAUAAUCUAAUAAAAAUAAUGGUUCGUUUUAAAAACAGAUACAUUACUGUAGAAAUAAAUUCUCCAAUGGUACCAGACAGCAAACCUCUUACCUUGAUAUCUAAAUCGUUCCAUGAAACAGUGAUGAACAAGAUUCAACAGCUCUAUGGCGACUUCGGUGUAGCAGCAGUACGGACUGGGUUUUUAACAAAAUAUUGUAAUGAACAUACGCGAAUAGCUAUAUUGCGAUGUCGACAUGGCCCACAUCAAUUUGUCACUAGCUCUUUACCAUUUAUAACAAAAAUAGGUAAACUGGAUGUAAGAUUAAGAACUUUACAUGUCAGCGCUACGUUGAAACACAGUUUUAAAUUUAUACAGAAACAUCAAAGAGCAUAUUUAGACAAAAUGUGGGCUAAUUUAAAAACUAAUGAAGAGAGGAAAAGUUUGGAGGCAGCAGUAAUGGAUUUUACAAAAACAGAUGUUUCAAUAAAUAUAGAACAAAUUGCCUAAAAAAAGUUUUAUUUUUGUAACCAAAACAGUGAAUAGUAGUAAAUGUCAACAAAAUAAAUAUCAUAAAA